CGUCCUGAUGCACGGGGGGGGGGGGGCUGUCCACAGUAAAAAAAAAUAAAUGAAUGCAGCUGUUAUUGAGCGUGUCAUAUUAACCCGUGGGGUCUGUCCUGAGUGGGCUGUCCGCUGUUAAAUGUCUCGUGCGUGUUUUGCACGGGGGCAGCUAGCCUGUGGUGAAGCAGCAGAGUAAUGGCGCUCACCUAGAAACACAAACAGCGAGUUUCUAUCCGGGCGGGCGGGACUAAAGGCGUUCUGAGCCAGCUCCAGGCUUUAGAGGACGAUGGCUCCGAAUAAACGCGCGCAGAAGAAAACGCUCAAGGUGGGGUGUGAGUGGGCUUCGUGUGGGGAGUCGUUCAGCCAGAUGGAGAACUUCUGUCAGCACGCCGAAGCUCACCUCCCCGACGAAGCGGAGGAAGCAGGCGGCGGGUUCAGCUCAGGGGAGAGGAACUGUCUGUGGAGAGACUGCGGCUUCUGCUCCGUGGACGGCCCCGAGGAGCUGCGACGCCACCUCCUCUUCCACUGUUACCACACCAAGCUGAAGCAGCUGGGCCAGCAGGUGCUGGACGCCCAGCCGGACCUGGGUGGCUGCUCCAUCGCCUACCACAACCGCAACAUCCUGCCAGACAUCCCGGACAAUUUCGUCUGUCUUUGGGACGACUGUGAGCAAGCUCCGUAUGAAAACCCGGAGUGGUUCUACCGGCACGUCGAGAUGCACACCCUGUCCGUCGAGAUACCCACCGGCGAGUGGGAGUUCCCCGUACGCUGUGGAUGGAAAGAUUGCGAGGCCACCGCUAAAGGGCGGCCCAAGCUGCGGGAGCACCUCCGCAGCCACACGCAGGAGAAGGUGGUGGCGUGUCCGGGCUGCGGGGGGAUGUACGCCAACAACACCAAGUUCUUCGACCACAUCAUCCGACAGAACGCCGCGGAAGGCCAGAGGUUCCAGUGUUCUCACUGCUCCAAGCGUUUUGCCACGGAACGCCUCCUCAGAGACCACAUGAGGACCCACGUGAGCCACUACAAGUGCCCUCUGUGCGACAUGACGUGCCCCUCGCCCUCGUCGCUGCGCAGCCACAUCAAGUUCCGCCACAGCAACGAGAAGCCGUACAGCUGCGAGUACUGCGAGUACAGCUGCAAGAAUCUGGUGGACCUGCGGAAACACCUGGCCACGCACAGCAGCGACCCGGCGUUCCGCUGCGACGUCCCCGGGUGCGGCUUCACGUCCCGUACGCCCGGCACCAUGAAGAGCCACCACCAGAAGGAGCACGAGGGCACUUUUGCGGCUCGCUACAAGUGUCACGUGUGCGGCCAGUGUUUCACCAGAGGCAACAGCCUGACUGUGCAUCUCCACAAGAAGCAUCAGUUCAAAUGGCCGUCAGGACACCCCAGGUUCAGGUACAAAGAACACGAGGACGGCUUCAUGCGGCUGCAGCUGAUUCGCUACGAAAGCGUGGAGCUGACGGAGCAGCUGAUGAGAGAGAAGCAGAGGAGGCCGGCGGAGGAGGAGGAGGACGAAGACGAGGAUGAUGACGGCGGGCUCGCUGAGGGCCAGGAGCUGGAGGAGGACCCCGCAGCGGCGGCGGCGGCCGAUGCACAGGUGCAGCUCAGAGGAGUCCUGCUGGAGGAGCAGAGGGCCGAAGAGGCCGAGCAAGUAGAUGGCAUGCUGUACGUCCUCGCCGGAGGGGAGGACUCUGUCAUACUGCAGCUCCAGGGCGCCGCGCAGCAACAAGGCGUGCAGGGGGACUGACCCGACGCAGAGCUAAGCGGCGGCGCCGUCUUUCCUUUACUUUGAAAGCGCGUAAAUGGACUCGACUCAUAAUAACGUCUGAUGUUAAUUACUGGCUCUACAGCUAAAACCAUACAAGCCUUAUUAUGUGACGCAGUUGUUGUGGAAGAUCAUGUUUACCGGCGUUUAAAGCCAUUUUUAUUUAUUCUGUGGGACUUUGAUGCUCUGACACAUCUGCUGCCACUUUUACAGCGGCAUCCCUUAAAAACAUAAACUUGGUAUUGGCCAAAAUGUUUGAUGUUUGACUUGUUCCUCAGCUUGAAUAGAGAUUUAAAACAGUUUUCCUAAAUAAAAACAAUCGCUGCCAUGAAA
Messenger RNA from Fundulus heteroclitus (mummichog), 2083 nucleotides. It is a transcript of the gene hinfp, whose product is annotated as histone H4 transcription factor. Gene Ontology annotation, molecular function: DNA-binding transcription factor activity, RNA polymerase II-specific; RNA polymerase II cis-regulatory region sequence-specific DNA binding. Bases 269 to 1732 code for a protein of 487 amino acids. Lineage: Eukaryota; Metazoa; Chordata; Actinopteri; Cyprinodontiformes; Fundulidae. The transcript is spliced from 9 exons. The record is from RefSeq and is a predicted model, not a curated record. Gene Ontology annotation, biological process: regulation of transcription by RNA polymerase II; anatomical structure development.